AGAUCGUAUUGUGCAGUCAGCUGUGAUUGUGUUAUACAACUGAUUGUGUUGUGCGCUGCUUCGUUUUCCGUAGUAUUCGCGAGUUCGUUUUGUUUUGUUACUUUUUUGUCAAACUGUGGUGCGAAAUGGAACCCGGCGGGAGGGAUUCCCGUUUCAAUUUAGGUUAUAGCAUGAAUUUAUUAAGCGGUGAGACACCGCCGGAAAUUUACGGCAACCCUAAUUUAGGGAGACCGUCUACAAGUUUACAACAACUCUCACCUCGACAUACUAUGGUGUCUAGUGCUUGUAAUCGCGGCAUAAAAUCGGAUAUGUAUGAUGACAGAGCUAUGUCAAGUCAAGGUAUGGGUCUGGAUGGUUGUGUAAACGAAAUUAACGAAGACUCCUACUCAAUGCAAUCAAAAAAAUCACCUCCUAGUAAUGGAAAGAAAACCAAAGGACGUGUUAAAAUCAAAAUGGAAUAUAUUGAAAAUAAACUGAGAAGGUACACUACGUUUUCUAAAAGAAAAACUGGAAUUAUGAAAAAGGCUUACGAAUUAUCCACCCUUACUGGUACACAGGUAAUGCUACUGGUAGCGUCAGAAACUGGUCACGUGUAUACCUUCGCUACUAGAAAGUUACAGCCAAUGAUAACAAGUGAAGCAGGAAAAGCCCUUAUUCAAACCUGCCUCAAUUCUCCCGACCCACCAGCAGGAUCUGCAGGGGGAGACCAAAGAAUGUCUGCAACUGGUUUCGAAGAAACGGAACUCACUUACAACAUAUCCGAUGAUGACUCCAAAAAUGAAAACAUAUCAGGGGCCGAUUCAAGUUACAGUGGUAGUGAUGGUGAGAUGGAUACAGAAAACCCUUCAUCAGGUUUUGCACAAUCAGAUAUUCCUAGUUUUUCUUCAGUAUCACCACCCUCAUCUCCAUUUCCAUCAAGUAAAACUCCCGCCACAUCCACACAAUCUUCAACAUCAACAACGAAAUCUCAACAUAAUCCAAUUUUAGCACCAUUGGUCUAUCAAACACCGGAAGGAAUGAUGUACACAGCAGCGCCUACUACGGGAGGUGUACUACUAAGUUUAGCUCCGACAGAUGGUAGUAAUACUCAUCGGCAAUUCAUAACUAUUCCGUUAUCAAUGGUGGCGUCGAACGGUCAAGGUGAAUUAGAUUUAUCGAAAAGGAAAUGAUCAUUUGACCCAAUGAUAGUUCAUUUGAUUAUCUCAAAGACAAACCUUCGAUUAUAUUAUAUCUAAUGAAAAUCAAUAAAGGGCUAAGUAUUUCUAUGUAAAAUUAAACAAGAUUUCUACGAAGUAGCAUAAAAAUAUAACUAUGGAUUGAAUAAGAAUUUUGUAGCAAAUGAAUAUGUGGAUUUUGUUUUCGAAUUUCCACAGCAAAAUUCAAAAUAUUUUACAUAAACAGGUAAGAGAUGAAUGGUAUAAAUGCUAAAUAUUUUUUAGUUAUCGAUACAUUUUCAUUUACUUAUGCAUAUACAGGGUGCUUCUAAAUUCAUGCAACAAGUCUGGAGGUGAUUGCUUGUAUGAAAUUAAAAUGGGUCUUUCCUUUAACAAAAUUUCCUCAGCCCACCCAUUUGCGAAAUAUUGGGGCGUGUGUCUAGAAUUUAACUCUGGAGAUCGAGGAGGCUAAUGUUGGGGACCUACUCGACAAAUCCAACGGUACAUUAUUUGAAAAUUGAGGAAUUCGGAUGUUAACAAUUCACAAAAUCUAACACGUUGAUAAAUAUUAAUAUAAGAGAACUUGAACCCAUUGGAUGUGGCAAAGAUAUAACUGCUCCUCUCUUAAAACUCACUACACAGAUGAAUGGCUGAUAUUUAGGAUGUUGGCGAUUAUUCUUCUUUAACAUUCCAGUUUCGGAUAAGCGGUUGUGAAUACGUGCAAAUACGGAAUGAUAAGGCGUCGUUCAUGUCGGCCAUUCCGGUUUUUGUAUACAUGUUACAAUAUUCAGAUAAUGCAAAAAUAACAACCUAAAAACUUAAAAGUAAACUUCGAUUGGUAACUAAUCAGUGAUUUUUCAAGAGGUAUAGUAUUUAAUUUAAAAAAAAAACACAAAAAAUUUUCAAAAAUUGGAAUCGAUAGAAUGAUCAGUAUAAUUUGAUGUUUGAAGAUGAUUUCAUGGAAAUGUUGGCCGCGCCUCCGCUUUAGAUAGCCCAUGCGCAAGGUCCAAUUUUGACACACUCUCUCCAACAUAUCGAAUAAAUGCUUCAAUAUUGGCUUUCAGUACGUCACUCGUUGCUGAUUUAUCCCUGUUCACCGAAAUCGGCUUUUAAUUUGGCCAUUGUUCCGCGUGCUGUGUGGCAUGUGACAUCGUCUUCUUGAAACUGCAUGUCAGGCAUGUCCAAUUCUUCCAUUUUGGACAAAAAAAUCUUCAAUCAUCUCACCGUAGCGCUCGCCAUUCACAGUAAUGUUCCCGCCAUCGUUGCUUUUGAAGAUGAUGCCGCCGGCCCAUAAUCCACACCAAACAGUAUUUUUUCUGCAUGCAUUGGUAGCUCUUGGAAUGCUUCUGGCAGGUCUUAACUACAGAUGCAUCAAUUUUGCUUGUUGACAUUUCCAUUCAACCAGAAAUGAGCUUCGUCGCUGAACACAAUUUUUCGGUAAAAAAGUAGAUGUCCCUCCAACUUUGCCAGCGCUCAUUCACCAAAUGUAAGACGUUGUGGGAUAUCUUGAGGCUUCAAUUCGUGCACCAGCCGUAUCUUAUAGGUUUUACACCCAAAUUCUGUGAAUCGAUAAUUCACGGUCAUCAGUAACACUGGCGGAUAAUGCCGCAAAAUUUUCUUCGAUCUUCAAUGUAUCUUUGCAUAUUAGUAGUUUAAUGUCCAAUAGUGUGAAUUGGGUUUGAAAUUUAGUCACAAGCUUCCGAAUAGUUGCCUCAGUAGGCCGACCAAACUACUAAAUUGGAAGAAUUGCCCGAUGCGCUCUCUUAAUAGAGCAUGAAUUUUCAUAGUAAAAUUCAAUCAUUUACAAGCGUUAUUCAUUCGUAAAUCGAUUCAUGAUUAAAUUAUAGACCAAACUGAAUAAGUUUGACAAUGACACAAGACACGAUUCACGCGUUAUCUGUCAAAAACAGUGUUGCCAAAAAGAUACCAGCCAAAAAUUCACUCGUUAUCAACAACAUUUUUUGACAUCAGUCUACUAAAAUUUGAAUAAACAUUAAGUAAACAUGGUAAAUAAAUUGUCAAAGUGACAACGGACUACUAUUCUGAAACCUUGUAACUAAAAACAAAGAAGAGUUGGUUAUUUUUAGAAUUUAUUAUGAAUCUCAUUACAUUUUACUGUUUUUCACUCAAUUUAUUAAAAAAAUUAUAAAUUAUGGCGUAUAUUUCCUUUUCUCAGUAGCUAUGGGUUUUGAAAAAAAAAAUACCGAUUUUAAGUUAUAAUUUUAAUUUAUAAAGCUUUGUGAGUGCACGAAAAUCACAGAAUUUCAAGUUUCUCGUAUUACUAAUAUUUUAGAAAGAACAAAAUAAAAACUCAAUUUUAGUUACCACCGUAAUUUCAUACGAGCAUUCACCUCGUGAAUUUUGUUGCACUAGUAUCAAACGUUGGAUCGAUUUUAUGAGAGUAGUAUUUAUGGAGUUGCUCAUUUAUUAAUUAAGUUUUAAAGUUGCUGUCAAAUGUUGUAUGAGAAAAAAAUUCAUUAAAUUCAUGAUUUGCGGGUUCUACAUACAAAUUAUUUUCAGUGGAAAAUAACGAAAUAUAAUUUGAAAACAAUAUUACGUUUUAAAUUUUCUCUUUAUAAUUGAAUCGGUUUUUGUAACAGGUGUAACUCCAAGAAAGUAAACUUUGGGACAAGUAAGAAAAAACUGCUUAAAUCAAAAUAUUUCCCUUAAAAUAUUUCUUAAAAAUUGUCAAAAUGUAAAGAUAUUCAAUUUACAACAGAAUUCAAAAUUUUACACUUGUAUCUUUAUCCAUAAUUGUAGUUAUAUAGCUCUAAAAAUUUUAAGAACGAUCGCCCCUUUAAAAAAAGAGAUAAAAAACAAUUGAAUUUCAAGUAAAAACUGUUAUUUUUAAUGUAAGACAAUAUUUACGAUUUACUAAAAAGAUAGUAAAAUUACUUAAAUGAGUUUUAAAGGAGGGAAAAAAGCAAAGAUGUAGAUUUUAGUCCAUAUUUCUGAUUUAUGGGUCAUGGAUGUUUCUGCAGCUGGUAAUCAAUCUCUUGAGAUCUGUCAUCAGUUGGCCAGUCACAAAUGUCUUCGAAAAACCCCCGAUGCUCAUCUGGAAUGUAGGCUCUCAGUUUUUUAAUAUCUUAACCGAAGGUGGGAAGAGAGUAUCUGCUUUCGUCUUAGCCAGUAAAAAGUUAUGAUGAAUAAUACCAUUUAUUGUAGGUUAGGCUUCAAAUAUCCUUUUAACUUAAAUUCAUAAACGAACAUAAAUAAAGUACAUUCUAUCCUUCUUAUCUGUGCUUUGUUUUUUUGUUUCUUGUGAUAAACAAGAUUCUUUGUAAAACUUAUUUUGCCAUUUUCUGAACUCUAAAACUAUAUGAGAUGAUGUAACCUCAUGAACAGUGAACUUAUUAAACCGUGAUGAGUUUUGCAAAAUUAUGUCAUGAACAUAAAAAGUGCGGUCGUGUUUCUUUAAGGCCUUAGAUAUUUUUCCAAAAUCUUUGUCAUACGGGAGGAAACUGUGGCCGCGAACAGGGAAAUACUGAGUGACCUUCUGGAACCGACCUGAAUCUGUCAGGUAUAGCAGAACCUUGAUAUCGCUUGGUUUUUGUUUUGGCCUGAACAGUGUAUUGGUUUGGUAUUGAUUUCGGGUUUUCAUUAAAAAAAAAACAAAA
Messenger RNA from Diorhabda sublineata, 4771 nucleotides. It is a transcript of the gene bs, whose product is annotated as serum response factor homolog. Gene Ontology annotation, biological process: positive regulation of transcription by RNA polymerase II. The record is from RefSeq and is a predicted model, not a curated record. The transcript has 4 exons. Gene Ontology annotation, molecular function: DNA-binding transcription factor activity, RNA polymerase II-specific; RNA polymerase II cis-regulatory region sequence-specific DNA binding; protein dimerization activity. NCBI's taxonomy places the organism in Eukaryota, Metazoa, Arthropoda, Insecta, Coleoptera, Chrysomelidae. Bases 126 to 1169 code for a protein of 347 amino acids.